This is a messenger RNA of Pestalotiopsis fici W106-1, 2673 nucleotides long. RefSeq lists its product as uncharacterized. The record is from RefSeq and is a predicted model, not a curated record. The transcript is spliced from 3 exons. Gene Ontology annotation, molecular function: protein binding. NCBI's taxonomy places the organism in Eukaryota, Fungi, Ascomycota, Sordariomycetes, Amphisphaeriales, Sporocadaceae. Bases 1 to 2673 code for a protein of 890 amino acids.
AUGGAGGAAGCAUACUCUUACACAGCCCUUCCAACUCCAGGGCAUAUACGUCUGCUUACCCUCAAAGCCAGCAAGUCCUCAUCCGCUGAUUUGCAUGGCGAGCUUGUCGACUACCCUUUGCAGGAAUGCGAGGGGGAUUUGCAUUGCUACGAGGCUCUAUCCUAUGUAUGGGGCAGCAACGAAAAGCCUCGGCAGCUCUGGAUAGGAAACUGCAAGCUCGAUAUUACAGAGAGCCUCUAUGCUGCGUUGCUGCGCUUGCGUAACCGUUCUGCUGAUCGAAGUCUGUGGGUAGAUGCAAUUUGUAUCAAUCAGACAGACGACGACGAGAAAGCGAUUCAAGUCCAGCGCAUGGCAGCCGUCUACAGCAAAGCGAGUCGCGUACGAGUCUGGCUUGGCGAGGCAGACGCCGCUGAUGGAUCAAAUGAUGCACUGUAUUGUUUGGCCGAAGCUGGAGCUGCUGAAGGUCCCUAUGAGUUACCCGAUGAAUCCUUGGAGCCUAUACGUAGCCUCCUUGCGAGAGACUGGUUCAAGCGAGUUUGGGUAAUUCAGGAAGUUGCUGCUGCCCAGCACGUGGUUAUCAUGUGUGGUGCCACAAGCAUUGAUGGGUACGCGUUCUGUGUAGGAUUGCAGGCGUUGCAUAAAUCUGAUAAACUUCCGGAUUUGCAAGAACACAUUGGUUCAAUCGUCUAUCUCAUUAGACGUUCAAUUUUCCGUCUAGGAAAGCAAAACCAUCAAGCAUCACAAGAAGAGUCUCCGACGUUCUCUCUGAACAUCCGGCCUCUAGGACAGUUGAUUGAUAUGUACCGGAACCGCCAAGCUACCGACCAGCGCGACAAGGUUUAUGCCCUCCUUGGUAUGUCCUCGGAAGUUAUACCCCAGGACUUAAUGCCGAACUAUUCAGAUGCCAUGACCUGGGAUGCACUGUUCAGCAGUUUAGGUCGGUAUAUAUUUGGGACGGAAGCCCAUGUUGGAGUCGUUGCUACCAACAUUGCGGCAGUCAGAAUCAAAUGCGAAAUUCUAGGCCAUGUUUCCUCUCUUCGACCAGAUGAGCAUCGCUACGAUAUGCAGGUACUUACGAUCGCAUCUUGGAGCACGGACAUGCACGCGUAUGACCAAAGGGAAUGGAUAGCCCCAACCUCGGCAGUCUCAGUGAAUGUUGGAGACAUGGUCUGUCUCUUGGACUGGGGGCAGAAUAUUGCCAUCUUGAGGUCCGAAACCGAAUUCUUCCGUGUGGUCAUGACUUCUGGACGUUGGAAUGCCAAAUCUGCACAGUACGACGAAGUUCUGGAGAAGGGCGACAAGCAUGAAUUAUUGCUUGCAUGGGAUUGGAAUUCACCAGAGCAGAUUAUGCCUCGAUUUAUCGAUACUAUUCCCGCGAAAAGUAUAAUAACACAACAUACGAAUGGCAUUACAAGACGUCAAAUAGUCGUCAAUGCCCUCCUGAGCGCAUAUUCGGAUAUACAGGCAGAAUCAAGCCUGCUUGAUUUGGAACAAGAAUACCAACAACAAUCGAGCGAGUCUAUGUUUGCAGAAUUGGAUCGCCGAGCGAAGAUGGUUUACUUAUAUCUGAGGACCGGUCGUUUGGAUGAAGCCGAAAGGCGGUAUAAAGAUAUCUACCAACAUGCCAAGGCGAUGGCCCGGACGGAGUGGCUAAGCCAAAGUAUAUCGCAGUAUUUGAAAUUCUUUCCAACUGCUGCCUACCCUCAGAAGGCAAGGAUAUGGGGAACUCUCAAAUCUGUCAUAGACGAAAACGUGGUUACUCCACAACAUUACAUCCAAACCCAUCGGAGGCUGACUGAUACUCUUGCGAAGUGCACCGCAGCGGAGGCAAGCUUAUUGAUCGAUCUCGGAGAACUCUUUAUACGUAAUCCGGAAACAACAUCCAUGGUUUGCACACGAGAUAACAGCUCCUAUGUUUCAGAGGAUAUCAUAAAAGCACUUGAAGAGAGCGUGGUAGAAGCGAUUGCGGGGAAUUCUGCUUUUGGUGCUCAAGAAGGACGGAGGGUGAUGGAGCUGCUUUUGGAAAGAAAAGGGGACCAGGUCCCGAUUACAGAAGCUGUAGUCAUAAAGGCUGCUAGUACUUAUUACCAACUGGGGUUAUUGGAGCUGCUAUUCGAAAAGAGAGGAGACCAGGUCCCGAUUACAGAGAACGUGGCGGCUGCUGGGAAUGAUCAUUCCGGUCGGGAGGUGAUGGAGCUGCUGUUCGAGAAAAAAGGAGACCAGAUCCCGAUUACAGAAAACGUGGUAAAGGCGGCUGCUGGGUCGCGUUUUGGUCGGAAGGUGAUGGAGCUGCUUUUUGAGAAAUCAACUUUCCUCACAACCCUUGAUGCUGUCAAAUCCAUGGCAUUGAACAAGGCAGCAGCAGCCGGCAGUCACGAAGUAGUAGAGCUACUACUUGAGAAGGAUGCUGAUUUGACUGUCCCGGAUCCAGACGGACGGACACCACUUAUCAACGCUUCACGCAAUGGACGCCUGGAAAUUGUACAGCAGCUUUUCGACCGCGGAGCAGACUGGAGAAUACCAGAUAGCUCUGGACUUGAUGCCCUGCAGUGGGCUAUUUGGGAGGAUCGUUACAACGUGCAGGAUUUCUUACUCUCGGUCGGGGCUGUUGAGUCGGAUGACGUAUAUGGAAUUCGCGCGUUGUUUGAAGAGGAAUUGACUGUUCUGAGUUAA